GGAACUGUCUGUCAGGAAACAAAUGGAUGAGGAGUUCAAACCAGGCUUACUCUGGAUAUCUUUUGAACUUCAUAUACAAUUACUUCAGUGGUUUAUUAGUCUACAAAGUUUCUAGCUUGAUCACACUUGUAGUUCUUUCAUCAACUCUUUUGGGGAGCUCCUCUGCCAUUGGACAAGGUUGAAGUUGCCAUAACAAGAUUGAUUCUUCAGUUCUUGCUUUUGGGGUUUUCUAAGCUUCGGGGGGGCAUAAAACUAGUUUGGAUUUCACAAAGAAGAUUUCUUGAGCUUUGGAGCAUAGACAAAUAUGGAGGAUGAAUCAAAGAUCAAAUUGAAGGAACCUGGAGCCUUAGAUGUGGAGCCGUCUUCGACUUUUCCUUUGAAGAGAAUCAGAGGACAAAGCAAUGGAAUCCAAGUCCCUUCUUGCCUUGUUGAUGGGUGCAAAUCAGACCUCAGCAAAUGCAGGGACUAUCACAGACGCCACAAGGUUUGUGAGCUCCAUUCAAAGACCCCAAGGGUUACGAUCGGAGGUCAGGAACUACGUUUCUGCCAGCAGUGCAGCAGGUUCCAUUCCUUGGUGGAGUUUGACGAGGAAAAACGAAGCUGUAGAAAACGACUUGAUGGACACAACAGACGCAGAAGGAAGCCUCAACCAGAAACUUUUCCCACGAAUUCAGGAGGAUUCCUCUCCAGCUACCAAGGUACAAGAUUCUCACCAUUCCCCAGUCCACAUAUAUUUCCAAGUUCUGCAAUGAGCGCUGCUUUGGCUAUAGCUGGAGCUGCAAAAUCCGAGAGCGACAUGGCGCUAUAUAGUAGCCAUACGCAGUCAAGUGGCACGAGGAAAAACCACCCUUUUACUGGAUCUUUGAGCCAUAGUUAUAGUGGAGCAAAGGAACUCUCAUUUUUACAAGGCUCAAGUUGCAGCCUCCCACUAGCAGCCAUGUCCCAACCCCUUGUGGACUCAAAUCCUGCAUUGAACAACUCAUCUGGCCACAGCCAAAAGAUCUACUCUCAGUGGUUAUACCGAGACAACGACAACGAUGAAUCCAAUUGUGCUCUCUCUCUUCUGUCAUCCACGCCAACUGAUACUUGUAAAGAGAUUUGUUUGAGCAACAUGGUGCAGCAGUCCAAUUCCGCAGCCACAAGGCGGGCUCAGCACUCGAUCCCCAGCCUGCACUACCGUGGUUUAGGAAUGGUGAGUGAACCACUUGUACCUUCUGCCCUGGCUUUAGAUUACAGUGCAAGUGAUGAUCUCCAUUGCCAGCAAAUGUUUCGAAUUUGGCCUGACGGAUCUUCAUCUCGCGGUCAUCACCAUACUUCUCCUCGUGGUAGCCAUAUACCUCCAUAGCUUUGGGGGAAAGACAAAAAUAAACACUCUGCCUUGUAACAUGCUUACUUUUGUUUGUUUCAUUGGUGAAGCAAGUCACUGCCUUUAUCAACUGUGACAUGUCCAAAAUGUUAAUUGCCAUAACGUGGUUUGUCCGAAAGCCAACAACAUUAUUAUACUAAUGAAAACUUGAUUAGUUUUUUAGUAAAACACCUAUAAAAAAAGAAAACUUUGCAAUAUGCUUUGUAUAAAACUAA
Messenger RNA from Morus notabilis, 1581 nucleotides. RefSeq names its product teosinte glume architecture 1. NCBI's taxonomy places the organism in Eukaryota, Viridiplantae, Streptophyta, Magnoliopsida, Rosales, Moraceae. The coding region runs from base 305 to 1345 and encodes 346 amino acids. Gene Ontology annotation, cellular component: nucleus. The record is from RefSeq and is a predicted model, not a curated record. Gene Ontology annotation, molecular function: DNA binding. The transcript has 4 exons.